AUGUUCAUCCAAACUGAAACGACGCCGAACGAUGACUCUCUGAAAUUCAUCCCGGGGGUUCCGGUCAUGGGUGAAGAAGGCACCGCAGAAUUUCUCAAUGCAAAGUCUGCUUUUGCGUCACCGCUGGCCCUGAACCUCAUGGGAAUUCAGGGCGUGACUACUGUGUUCUACGGUCCCGAUUUCAUUACUGUAUCAAAAGAUUCUGAAAGUCACUGGCGGGUGCUAAAGCCGGAGAUCUUCUCUCUUUUGAUGGAAUAUUUCUCUUCUGGGAAACCUCUUUUCACAAGUCAGGAGGACAGAGAGAGAGCCGGACCGCAAGAUACUCGCAUUUUGGACACAGAUUCUGAGACUGUGGCCAUGAUCAAAGAAUUGCUGGAGACUAGAGUCCGACCGGCUAUUAUGGAAGACGGAGGAGAUAUCGAAUACCGUGGGUUCGAUGAAGACGGGACCGGACUGGUAAAGGUGAAACUCAAGGGAAGCUGCAGAGGCUGCGACUCUAGCACAGUCACUCUAAAAAGCGGUAUUGAACGAAUGCUUAUGCACUACAUCCCGGAGGUGAAGGGCGUGGAACAGGUUCUGGACCCAGAAGAAGAGAUUGCACUUAGUGAAUUCUCAAAACUGGAGAAGAAACUAGAGUCUCAGCAAAAAGAGGCCAAACACGCCAGGUAA
This is a messenger RNA of Psilocybe cubensis, 669 nucleotides long. RefSeq lists its product as uncharacterized. The record is from RefSeq and is a predicted model, not a curated record. The transcript is spliced from 2 exons. NCBI's taxonomy places the organism in Eukaryota, Fungi, Basidiomycota, Agaricomycetes, Agaricales, Agrocybaceae. Gene Ontology annotation, cellular component: mitochondrion. Gene Ontology annotation, biological process: iron-sulfur cluster assembly. Gene Ontology annotation, molecular function: iron ion binding; iron-sulfur cluster binding. The coding region runs from base 1 to 669 and encodes 222 amino acids.